Messenger RNA from Drosophila elegans, 670 nucleotides. Its product is annotated as pre-rRNA-processing protein TSR2. The coding region runs from base 36 to 626 and encodes 196 amino acids. The transcript has 2 exons. Gene Ontology annotation, cellular component: nucleus. Gene Ontology annotation, biological process: maturation of SSU-rRNA from tricistronic rRNA transcript (SSU-rRNA, 5.8S rRNA, LSU-rRNA). The record is from RefSeq and is a predicted model, not a curated record. Lineage: Eukaryota; Metazoa; Arthropoda; Insecta; Diptera; Drosophilidae.
GUCUUGUGUUAUUCAACACUUGAACAGCACAUGCGAUGGCAGCCGCACAACAAACCGAUUUUCAGAAGAAUUUUCGCCUGAUUGUGGAGAAGAUCUUCAACCACUGGCAGGAUCUUCGGCUGGCAGUGGAGCAUGGAAUGGGCGGUCGCAAUGGCCAGCAGGUGGCCAUCGAAAUCAUGGACUACACCUAUCAGUAUUGUGUGUCCAAUGAGAAUAUCACCCAAGGCGAGCUGCAGGAGGUCGUGGAGGAGCUGAUGGACCAGGAGUUUAAUACCCUGUGCGACGACGACUCCAUUCCGGAAAUUUGCCGCAAUCUGCUGCGUUAUAAGCUGCUGGCCCAGCAGAAUCAGUAUCCACAAAUCGAGGCGGAGCUGAGUAAACUUCCUGCGGGCAAGGAGUGGCUGCGUCCGGAUGUCAAGAUCACCUACACACCCAUUGAAGGAGACUCUUCCUCCGACGAGGACAUGGACGACGAUGACGACGACGAGGACGAUGAAAUGGGCCAUGAGGAUGAAGAUGAUGCCCCCAGCAGCAGUGGCAGGAUGACCCGCUCGCAAACACGCAAGCAACAAGCCCAGGAGUUCGUGGAACCCGAAGAUGGCUGGACCACCGUGCGAAGAAAGUGAUUUUCUUAGGGAUUAUUAAAAGCCUGUUAGUUUUUUAGUUAUAA